Clonostachys rhizophaga is the source of this 2400-nucleotide messenger RNA. The record is from the annotation of a GenBank genome assembly. Lineage: Eukaryota; Fungi; Ascomycota; Sordariomycetes; Hypocreales; Bionectriaceae.
AUGCACCCAUUCUCGGUUCUCGCCAUCGGCAUCUUCAUAUCUGGUUAUAUUACCGCCCGUUGGGACCUUGUCACCCGCCUCUAUGAGCUUGCUAUUUUUGCCUGGGAAUACGGUGUAGUUGCGCGUGCAGCCCAGGGAUUCGCCCUUCUGACUACUAUUUUCUUUGGUAUCUUUGUUCCAGUCGCGCUGGUAGCACAGAAGGAGACGAAACUGACUGCGUGCGGGCGAUCGAUUGAGGGCCCGCCGUUUGAUAUGGUAGAGCAUGAUGGAUUGAUGAGAGUGUUCUGGCCGACCGACGUCCCUAAGUCCGAUCGUCCAGGGGUCGUUGUGGGAUGGAGAAACUCGAAUCUUGACGUGUUCGUUGUUGCGAUCUUAGACGACACUGAUCCUCGCAAUGUCGAAUUUCACCUCAAGGCCGGAACUCUCUUCCGGAAUUCACCAUACCCUCCUGCGCAUUUCUACGAGCUAUGCGGACACACAUCGAUGCACGUUCUCGGCGUCUCCAAUGUCAUCGAUCCCACAACCGCCGACCCUUCCUGGGUUUGCGCCAGGACGAAUCCAACAUUACAAGUACCGAUAAUCACAUGCCCCAAGGCAUCCAGCGUUCAAAUCAUUCUCUACGAUCGACCCCAACCCCAGGGGAUGCAGUACAUAUCUCUCAACCCCAUAGCCCUCGCGCUUGGGGAUCAAAAUGGUGAAGAAGGCAUGAAGAGUGAGGAUCAAGAAAGCGCCGAAGAGACACAAGAAAGGAAGGCGAAAGAGGCGAAGCGGAAGUUGGUGGAGAAGCUAAAGUUGCAUACCAUCACGAAGAGGAUCCCUUCGGCGAGGGACAAGGCGCUACCCAAGAUUGUUAACCAGGUGAACUGGUCUUUCGAGCUUGAGAAGACUCUACAAAAGAAUGUCGGGAGGCUAGGACCCAGACCGAAGCGAAGUCUUAGUGUUUCUGAGCGGGUGGUUGAGUCCGCCGCGACAAUGCGGAACUUUGUGCAUAUGCAGCUCCUCGACCUCUUCGCCGCAUAUGUGUUUCCAAUUAUUCAAAAGACAUUCAUCUUCUUCUUGCUGGGUCACCGAAUACUGGCGGAGAUGCUUCUCACCGUCCUGGAGUUUCGAAUCAAACCAGGAUCUGCCGCCCUGAAGGAUAUCUCAGCAACAGCACAGCAAAUUGAGAUCAGGCUUCAGCAGUUCUGUUAUUGGCCAAUGCAAUAUGUCACUUUGCGCAAACGAAAUACGAAUUGGGCAAGCAUAACAACAAGCCACCCCGACUACAUUCGCUUCUACAACAGUCUAUGGCUGGUUGCCAACGACGUAAUCAUCGGUCUUGCCCUUGGCUCUUACAUAAUUGAGCAUGCAGACUGGGUUGCUGAGCAGGUGAACGACAUUCUUCGCAAAUACACGGUGGAAGCAUUGCAAAGUAGUAUCUCUUGGCUCAUGGGCUGGCCGGCUGGCCUGAAAUUGAACGCUGAGCUUGCUACGUUCCUUGGCGAUUUGUUUCUUUGGGUGAUUGACUACUGGUCAAAUUGUGUCUAUAUGUUGAGCCCUGCCUUGCCAAAAAUCGUCUGGUUUGUUGGAUUCUCUUCAUUUGCGGGAGCCAGCAUGCCCAUUGCUUUAGUGUCCGAUUUUGUCUCAGCCUUGACCGUCCACAUCUAUUCCUUCUACCUCGCCUCAGCUCGCAUUUACCACUGGCAGCUGACUAUUCUUGUAUCCCUCUUCCAUCUUUUUCGUGGCAAGAAGCAUAAUGUUCUGCGCAACCGUAUCGACUCUUGCGACUAUGAUCUAGAUCAGCUUCUCGUGGGCACGAUUCUCUUCACAGUAUUGUUUUUUCUCCUACCCACCGUGGUCGUCUUUUAUCUUAAUUUUGCCGUCGCGAGGAUGAUCAUCAUCGCUUUGAAGGCUGUCUUCGACACCUUACUCUCCUGUUUGAACCAUUUCCCACUCUUUGCUCUGAUGCUGAGAGUCAAGGAUCCAAGACGGUUGCCAGGCGGCAUUCGCUUUGAACUUCGAAAUACCCAACAUAAUCUUAAUUCUGACCCCAGCUCACCCGAUGUACCGCGUAGAACGCCUACAUCCGUCAUCUACUUCAAGUCUAUCCCCUUACCCUUCGAGGUAAUGUUCCAACAGUAUUUCCAAAUGGCUCAACGGAUCCGAAAGCACUACUUCUCGCCACGGGUUUUGCUUUGUCUGGUGACGGGCAAGUUUGUGCCCCCUAUAGACAGGAGGAAUUUGUAUAGUUUGCAAUACAGCAUGCUCCCAGCAAGGAGGGCAACGGUUGGGGAAAUGUGGAGGGCAGUCAGUGUUGAACUACCACAGACACAAAAGAAAUCUGCACAGAGGCCCUUCAAUCCGUCAAUACAAAACUGGGGGAAACGGGCAGGAAACGGCAGAGCUAGAGCAAACCACUAA